AUGCAUGAUCCAUGGACAUCAUUGGAUUCCUCAAUAUUGUUACCUCAAGUCUCUCGAGGUAAUCGUCGAUACAGAGAAUGGUCAAAGGCAGGAAAAAGUAACCAUCUUCUCGACGAGCCACGAAGGCAGUGUUGGGGCAUGAGUGACCUUCUUGGUUGCUCGAUGUUUAAAACCUUCUCGGUUACUGACACUGUCAGCCACAAUUGA
Molecule: messenger RNA, 207 nt
Organism: Dentiscutata erythropus
Lineage: Eukaryota; Fungi; Glomeromycota; Glomeromycetes; Diversisporales; Gigasporaceae
Source: the annotation of a GenBank genome assembly